CUCGCGGUGCAGGAGCGGUGCCGCCAGCAGUUGGCUGAACUUGUGUCACUCGGGUGUGUAGUUGCUGUUUGUUACAGAGAAGCAGGAUUAAGUAUCACUAGAGGUGUAAUGUCGGCAUCUUUAAUGGCUACAUUUACUCUUCUGUGAAAUUUGUUUACUUCGUUGUGUCAUUUUAGGUGUCUUAAGGAAAAACAAACAACGAGGUCCUGAAAGAGGUCCAGAAAGAGAUGCACAGCAGUGCACCUGAGAUUUCAGAAGACAGCUGCCUUCAGAUGAUACAGAACUCACUGACAGUUGCUCUUGCUUCAGUCCUACUUCAUGAGAACUUCAGAAGAUUCUAACUGAGCAGAUGGUACGUGAACAAUACACUACAACGACACCAGGCACUAGCCUAGAGAGGCCGAAGAAUGAAUAUGUCUACAAAAUUGGAAUUUAUGGCUGGAGAAAACGUUGCCUCUACCUAUUUGUUCUCCUCCUGCUUAUCAUCCUAGUUGUGAAUUUUUCUUUGACAAUUUGGAUUCUUAAAGUGAUGUGGUUUUCCCCAACUGGAAUGGGACACCUGCGUGUUACAAAAGAAGGUCUUCGACUGGAAGGGGAGUCUGAAUUCUUAUUCCCUCUUUAUGCCAAAGAAAUCCAUUCUAGAGUGGACUCAUCACUGCUUCUCCAGUCUACUCACAAUGUGACUGUGAAUGCUCGCAAUUCAAAUGGAGAAGUCACAGGCAGAUUAAAUGUGGGUCCUAAAAUGGUAGAAUUCCACGGUCAGCAAUUUCAGAUCAACUCAAAGGAUGGAAAGCCACUUUUUACAGUGGAUGAAAAUGAGGUUGUAAUUGGCACAGAUAAGCUUCGAGUCACAGGGCCUGAAGGAGCACUUUUUGAACACUCUGUAGAAACACCACUUGUAAAAGCAGAAGCUUUUAAACAGCUUAGGCUGGAAUCACCAACUCGAUCUUUGAGCAUGGAUGCACCACGAGGAAUUAAUAUCAAAGCACAAGCUGGGAAUAUUGAAGCUCUUUCCCAGAUGGAUAUCAAACUACACAGCAGUGAUGGUGUGCUUUUGCUCGAUGCUGAAACUGUGCGACUGCCCAAACUGCCUGAGGGUGCAAGGGGUGGAUCCGGUAUUUCUCAGGGGCUCUAUGAAAUCUGCGUGUGUCCAGAUGGAAAGCUCUACUUGUCAGUGGCUGGCGUGGGCUCCACCUGCCAAGAAUACAGCCGUGUCUGCCAGUGAGGCACCAGAAAAGGCCACACACCCUCCUUGCGCAGUUUUAUAUUACUGCUAAAAAGCAUUGCUGAAAGAGUAUUUUUCAGAAUUUAAAAAAAAAAAAGUACUUCAAUUUAGGAAGCAAAUUUGUAUUGACAGUUCUGGACUACAGGGUGUAAGGGGAAGAAGAGCACAAAUGACAUUUCAGCUUCAGAAGAAUGACUUGAAUCAAAUUACAUGUUCUGUCAGUAACACUUUGAAAACAGCCUUAUGGAGAACAUAAAAAAAUAAAAAUGUUUCCGUGCUGAACUAUUAUUCAGUUCAGAUGAUUGUCAUUGUUCAUAUUUUUGAGAUCAGUGGGUUUUUUCUCUCACUAGAUGUAAGCACUUGCUGUAUUAGUGGGUAAAUUUAGAUUGAGGGAACUACUUGAACUAUUUGCUAAGACAAAGCAUUAUUUGGAGAAUGCAGAAAGUGCCAGCAAAUGGUCUAUGCAAUUUUGUUCUUGCAAUAACACGAUAUAAAAAUGUGAUAUUUGUAUAAGUUCUCUGUAAAAGGUGUUAAUUUGCUAAAGCUUUCUAUUUUAAUUUGGCAGCAUAUAUGCUGAUUUGCUUAUUACUGAGAUUCAUAUAAAAAUAACUAAUAGUAAAAGCUCCAGAAGUCAUUAAUACCUUUGUGCAUCUCAAUUCUGUCCACUAUAUGACAGAGAAAUAUAUUAUUAAAUUUUAUAAUAGCAAUAGUUUGUUCUACUGGUUGUACUGUCAUAUUCAUUUAAAUCCUUUUCUAUUUUUGGACAUGCUAAUUCAACAAGGCAAUUUGUUCUGCCAGCUGGACUACUAAAAAGAAAAAAAGUGUGGCUUCAGAUUGUCUGACACAAGGAACUGUUUGAGCAGUGGGGAAAAAAGUUCUUUUUUGCAGCCCACAGGUUUCAAUCAACAGAAAUAUUUUAUUUCCAUCUGCAGCUGUUGACUGAUAUGUCUGAUCCUGACAGAGUGGGACUCCAUCACAAAUGGAGAGAAUACAACUGCUCUUUAUUAUUUUUUACAUUAGGAUUUGCAUUACAAAAUAAGUGCUCACCAGAGUUGACAUGCUGUUUAUUAACCUUGUAAAGAAACACAGCUGCAGAUCCAUUCCCCUGUACACUGUUGCACUGAACAUAAAUAAAUUGUUUGCACACCUCUGGGUAGCAAGAUUUGUAUUUAAUAGUCUGUUGUUUAAACCUCAUGAGUUUUUAAUUCCUUUGAUGCUGUUUUGUGUACACUUGAUGGUAUUAUGAUCCAGGAAGGAGCUGCUAUCACACAGUGCCUUAGUGCCUAUUUACAGAAGGAUUUUAACCCAUAGUUGUUAGUAAAG
Molecule: messenger RNA, 2548 nt
Organism: Myiozetetes cayanensis
Lineage: Eukaryota; Metazoa; Chordata; Aves; Passeriformes; Tyrannidae
Gene: SGCG
Product: sarcoglycan gamma
Exons: 9
Coding region: 350-1225 (291 amino acids)
Biological process (GO): heart contraction; cardiac muscle tissue development
Cellular component (GO): sarcolemma; sarcoglycan complex
Source: RefSeq, a predicted model, not a curated record